CUAAACCCCUUAUGUUCGCUAUCCACUGCCGCAGUGGAGUCCAAUCCCGUCUUCUAAAACCCGGCGAUGGCGGUGGCGUCCCCGUCGGCUCUCCCCAUUGCUCCCCUCUGCCCUCCUCUGCCGGCGCGCUCGUUUAUCCCCUCCCGAGCGCCCCUCCUCUCCGUCCGUUCCUCCGUCAAUGCCGUUCCGGCAAGAAAACCCCUCGUUGUCUCGGCCAAAGCCGUUUCUCUCCAUGCUGAGGAGGAGGUCGACACCGUCAACAUCGCAGAGGACGUCACCCAGUUAAUUGGUAAGACGCCUAUGAUAUAUCUCAACAAAGUAGUAGAAGGUUGUGUCGCUAAUAUUGCUGCAAAACUUGAGUCAGUUGAACCUUGUCGAAGUGUUAAAGAUAGGAUUGGAUAUAGCAUGAUAACUGAUGCUGAAGAAAAAGGGUUUAUUUCUCCCAGGAAGAGCACUUUAGUAGAACCAACUAGUGGAAAUACUGGAGUGGGUAUCGCAUUUGUUGCUGCAGCUAGAGGAUACAAGCUUAUUGUAACUAUGCCUGCAUCUAUAAAUUUGGAGAGACGUAUUCUCCUUCGUGCUCUUGGAGCAGAAAUUGUUUUAACAGAUCCUGCAAAAGGAAUAAAGGGAGCAGUUGACAAGGCUGAAGAAAUUGUUCACCGGACACCAAAUGCAUACAUGUUUCAGCAGUUUGACAACCCAGCUAAUACAAAGAUCCACUUUGAAACCACAGGCCCAGAAAUAUGGGAGGAUACGGUGGGUAGCGUUGAUAUAUUCGUUUCAAGCAUAGGAACAGGUGGUACUAUCACAGGUGCAGGACGUUAUUUGAAAAUGAUGAAUAAAGACAUUAAGAUAAUUGGAGUUGAACCUGCUGAAACUAGCGUCAUUUCUGGAGAAAACCCAGGUUUUGUGCCAAGCAUUUUGGAUGUAAAAUUGCUUGAUGAGGUCCUAAAGAUUACUACUGCUGAAGCUGUCGAAGUUGCAAGGACUUUAGCAUUAAAGGAAGGCUUGUUGGUCGGUAUAUCUUCAGGAGCAGCUGCGGCUGCUGCCAUCCAUGUGGCAAAAAGGCCUGAAAACACUGGAAAGCUGAUUGUGGUCAUUUUCCCAAGCUUUGGUGAAAGAUACAUAUCCACAGUACUUUUCCACUCUAUACACGAGGAAGUCAUGCAUUACUGCAUGGGCACUUGAAGAAAUGCUGUCAGAAUGCUCUUAUAAUUUCCAGAAGCCAUUGCCCACCGAGGCAUCUUCAUGCUUUUAAACCCCUGAUUCUGCUGGAGCAAGUCCCCCUGGAGCAUAAGAUCACAGCCGAACAAAUUUUUUAUGGAAGCUGGAUUUUCCUAAUUGCAAUGGAAAGUGUAAUUUUUUUUCUUGUAUAUGGGCAAGAGAUGUGAAGAGGUUCUAUGAAGUCUUGAGCAAAACUUGCGGUCAAAAAAUGUUUCAAAUAAGACAUUAGUUUUUUUAAAAAAAAAUUGCACAGCCUUUUUUUUUUUU
Molecule: messenger RNA, 1491 nt
Organism: Elaeis guineensis (African oil palm)
Lineage: Eukaryota; Viridiplantae; Streptophyta; Magnoliopsida; Arecales; Arecaceae
Product: putative inactive cysteine synthase 2
Molecular function (GO): cysteine synthase activity
Source: RefSeq, a predicted model, not a curated record